AUGCUCUGGCUUAGCGAUGGCAGGGCAAGACCCUCCAGGACGCUGUUAGCUUCUCUCCUAGCUGUGGUGCUGCUCAAUAGCCCAGCUCCAGUGGUCCUCGGAUUGAGAACUACCCCAGGUUCGCCUUGUACAGACGUCUGUGGUACCACGACGAACACGACUUCCUCCGAGAUUACGUGUUUGGAUGAAAACUAUAAUUCAACCUCCGUAGGGAAGGACUUCCAGAAAUGCAUCUCCUGUCAAUUAGACAGCGAAUUCCACGAUGCGGAAACCGGGGACUCGGACGUGAACUGGGCGCUCUAUAACCUGCGCUACGCUUUCUCAACCUGUGUAUUCGGGUAUCCGGAUUCGAUCUCCAAUGUCUCAUCGCCGUGUCCAGUCGCAUGCGAUGGCGUGCGUCUCGCAGUGGAAAACGACAUCGAUGAGCCGGAUGUAUCGAAUCUGGCCGCCUGGUGUGAGACACCGUCCUUUGCAGAUAACGUCGUUGACACCUGCGAAUUCUGCUACAACAUGACGACGCAGCAGGUGUACAUCGCAAACUUCCUCGAAUCCAUCCGCUACAACUGCCACUUCAAAACACCAACCGGCAACACCUUCAAGAUCGCCCCAUCAAGGAUCUUCACCCAAUCCCUCCUCCCAUCAAGUCUCUCCCUCACGACCCCCGGCGCAUCCCACUCAAACCUAAACCUAGGCGUGGUAAUUGCCGUCCCAAUCGUAGGGUUCCUAAUCCUAAUCUGCUCAAUCACCAUCUGCUGCAUCUUCUUCAUCCGCCACCGUCGAAAGAAGAACCGGCGCACCCGCCGCUCAUCCGCGUACAACCGCUGGAACGACCUGAACGGCGCACAGCAGCAGCCCUGGACCGAUAGCCCGAUACACGGUGCUGCCGGGCACGGAUAUGGAUCUGGGUUUGUGUUUGUUGACAACGAUGGUCGUGGGCAGGAGCUUCCAUACGGUCAUGGGCACAGCCAGCAGCAAUAUGCGCAGCAGUACCAGGCCCAGGAUAAGAGCGGGUUCACGCAUGAUAUUGUUGAGCAGCCUAGGCAGUAUCCCGUCCCAGUUCAUGAGCAGGUUGUGGAUCCUGAUCAGAAGAAUCCGAGUCAGUGGCAGUGA
This is a messenger RNA of Penicillium bovifimosum, 1110 nucleotides long. RefSeq lists its product as uncharacterized. The transcript has 3 exons. NCBI's taxonomy places the organism in Eukaryota, Fungi, Ascomycota, Eurotiomycetes, Eurotiales, Aspergillaceae. The record is from RefSeq and is a predicted model, not a curated record. Bases 1 to 1110 code for a protein of 369 amino acids.